AUGAAACUGGUGGCUGAUCGGAUGGCAGUUGAUCUGUUCGCCGAGCUUGGCAAUUGGCUUGCAAACGUUUCGUCCCCAGUCGAGGAGACCUCGUCGGUGCGCAUGAAUGAAACUGAAAUAAAGGGAAAGCUUCGGGAUAGUGGAUAUCCAGCUAGGCGUCAAUUACGAAGAAUGUUGGUACCAGUGGCGAAAAUACAACAGGGAAUGGAAUGGAAUAACGUUCCAAAAGAGAAACACUCUGCACUGGUGCAGUUGAAAGAUCACCCCCCGUCGAACAGAAACAGGGACUGUGCCUACAAAAUUAAAUACAGCGACUGCGGUAGGGUCUGUACAGGACAGACGGUCGGGGAACUUCAAACCAGAAUCGGACAGCACAGAAGGAAAUCAAACAGGUCACCUAGGGGUCCAUAUGAAUAUCGAGCAUUAUUGAAAGACGCAGCAUUGAUGGAACGUGAACUGGAUACGGGCAGAAAACAGAUUUAG
Opisthorchis viverrini is the source of this 483-nucleotide messenger RNA. RefSeq lists its product as hypothetical. Bases 1 to 483 code for a protein of 160 amino acids. Lineage: Eukaryota; Metazoa; Platyhelminthes; Trematoda; Opisthorchiida; Opisthorchiidae. The transcript has 3 exons. The record is from RefSeq and is a predicted model, not a curated record.